UGUGCGUGACAGCGCUGUCCAACAUCGGCCUGGGGUCCCUCUGCUGCAUUGGCCGUUUCUUUUCAUUGUUUAAAAGCCCCUCGCCCGCCGCCUCGCUCGCCGAUUCUCACCGACUCGUGUCUGGUCUGGGGCUGGGCUCCUUUGACGAUUCGACGACGCUCGCCAGAAUCGGCGCAUCCUCCCUAAUCGACACCUCUUCCCAACACCUUACCAAGCCGUCAGCAUGUCCUCGUCAGGAUUGACGCGACGCCGUGGAGCUGGCGGCGUCGCUGGCACCGAGGGCGAGAGCAGCAACGGCGUCUCGAGGACCAAUUCGACCCGCGACGCUCGAGACAGCGGCCCCGAGACGAGCUACGAGAGCGGCGAAAACGGCCACAAGAUUGCCUUUGACCCUCGAGACAUUAGCGAGUCGGCCGAGCGGAGCAAGCAGCCCAAGCUGACCAUGAUGGAGGAGGUGCUGCUGCUUGGUCUCAAGGACAAACAGGGAUAUCUGUCGUUCUGGAACGACAACAUUUCGUACGCGCUCCGAGGAUGCAUCGUGCUGGAGCUUGCCUUCCGCGGGCGCAUCAGCAUGGAAAAGGAUCCAGCACGGCGACGGUUCCCCCUGGCAGACCGAAACAUUGAAGUGAUAGACGAUACCCUUACCGGCGAGGUGCUGCUCGACGAGGCUCUCAAGAUGAUGAAGCAGAGCGAAAAGAUGAGCGUCAGCUCCUGGAUUGAUUUGAUGAGCGGCGAGACUUGGAACCUGAUGAAGAUAGGAUACCAGCUCAAGCAGGUCCGCGAACGAUUAGCCAAGGGCCUGGUUGACAAGGGCAUCCUACGGACGGAGAAGCGUAACUUCCUUCUCUUCGACAUGGCCACCCACCCCGUUGCCGACGGCGGAGCCAAGGAGGAGAUUCGCCGCCGCGUGCGCAACGUCCUGACCCAGCGCACCGUCGUCCUCAACGGCAGCCAGUUCCUGCCCGAGAACCUCGAGUUCCGCUACCUGCGCACCGUGUCCAUGGUGUGUGCCGCAUACGCCGCCAACGUCCUGGAGAAUGCGCUGUCCACGCUGGGCCACGAGGCCAGGGAGCGGGCGUUUGCGCAGACGGACGAGCUGCUGGCGGAUUACAGCCAGUACCCCUUUGGCAAGAAGGCUACGGGCAAUGGCAUCGGAGCCAACCUCCCGCAGGUCAUAGCCGAGGAGGUGAACAAGGCCAAGGACAAGGAACUGCAGCUCGAAAUCGUGGCGGCCUGUCUGAGCGUCUUUACCAGACUCGACUCGCUUCUAUAAACCCUGACCCGUUCUAGACGAACCGACCGCUAUACCACUUCCUAAUUCGAUUGUAAUGAUGACAGAAAACAAAAGGCCAAAUCGAUUCCCCCUUCUUUCUACGGAUACAUCUUCUUCAACCAAAAAAAUCUCACCACAAGACCUCCUUUUCAUCCAAACCCCCCUCUUCCAUGCUCUCUCAAAAGAUAUCUAAAGAAAACAGUACCCAAAAAAAUG
Messenger RNA from Trichoderma harzianum CBS 226.95, 1489 nucleotides. RefSeq lists its product as hypothetical. The transcript has 4 exons. NCBI's taxonomy places the organism in Eukaryota, Fungi, Ascomycota, Sordariomycetes, Hypocreales, Hypocreaceae. Bases 224 to 1273 code for a protein of 349 amino acids. Gene Ontology annotation, biological process: Golgi vesicle budding; Golgi organization; retrograde vesicle-mediated transport, Golgi to endoplasmic reticulum. Gene Ontology annotation, molecular function: phosphatidylinositol-4-phosphate binding. The record is from RefSeq and is a predicted model, not a curated record. Gene Ontology annotation, cellular component: trans-Golgi network; Golgi cisterna; cytosol.